AUGUCCGCCCGGGCGCCAGACGUCGAGCUCGGCGACGAGCCCCCGCAGGGGCCGCCCGCCCACGCCAGCAUGCGGCUCGCAGCGGUGGUGCUGCUGCUCCUCGCCGUGCUCGGCACGGCGGCCGCCGCGGCGCGCGCACGGCGCCCGCUCGGCGCCGUCGAGCACCGCGCGGCCGCCGCGCCGGCGGCCCCGCCCGCGGCGCUGCUCGAGGGCGACCGAGGCGAAGGAGGGCGCGGGGUGUCCCAGUCGCUCGCAGCUGGAGAUCACACCUGCGCGGUGCUCCAGUCGGGCAGCGAGGUGCGCUGCUGGGGAUUCAACAACUGGGGCCAGGCGAGCCCGCCAGAGGACUUGGGCCCAGUCCACGCCGUUGCAGCUGGAGUGUUUCACACCUGCGCGGUGCUCCGGCCGAGCCGCGAGAUGCGCUGUUGGGGACGCAAUGUUGACGGCGAGUCGAGCGUGCCAGGGGACUUGGGUCCAGUCCUUUCCGUCGCAGCCGGAGAGCUUCACACUUGCGCAGUGCUCCAGUCGGGCACCGUGCGCUGCUGGGGAAGUGGUGACAAUGGCGAGACGAGCGUACCAGAGGACUUGGGCCAAGUCCUCGCCAUCGAAGCUGGAGAGUUUCACACUUGCGCGGUGCUCCUGUCGAGCAGCGAAGUGCGCUGCUGGGGAGCCAAUGCUUAUGGCCAGGCGAGCGUGCCGAAGGACUUGGGCCCAGUCUUCGCCGUUGCAGCCGGAGAGUUUUACACUUGCGCGGUGCUCCAGUCGAGCAGUGAGGUGCGCUGUUGGGGACGCAACGAGGACGGCCAGGCGAGCGUGCCCCAGGACAUGGGCCCGGUCUUCACCGUCGCAGCUGGAGAUUCUCAUACGUGCGCGGUGCUCCACUCGAGCAGCGAGGUGCGCUGUUGGGGAGACAACCGCCACGGCGAGGCCAGCGUGCCCGAGGACUUGGGCCCAGUCGCCGCCGUCGCAGCUGGGCUUUCCCACACCUGCGCGGUGCUCCAGCCGAGCAGCGAGGUGCGCUGCUGGGGAGCCGACCACGCGGCGAGCGUGCCAGAGGAUCUGGGUCCGGUGCCCGCCUGCUCUCUCGGGCCAUGGCUCUCUGCAUGA
Molecule: messenger RNA, 1107 nt
Organism: Prorocentrum cordatum
Lineage: Eukaryota; Dinophyceae; Prorocentrales; Prorocentraceae
Source: the annotation of a GenBank genome assembly